GCCUUGUACAAAAACUGUCCACCACAGGCUUCCGUAGGACAGUCAUAUGAAUAGUUUGUUUUUGUCGCAGUUGUGUCUCGCUGCUUCUUUUAAAACACCGGUUAGUUCCCUUCGAAGAAUAACUAGAUAAUGUCGACGCCACACGUUUCGAUACACGAGUCACAAUCAUUGCAGAAGACACCCGCGUAAACGUUACGCCGAGGCUCGACAGUUAGCAGAAUCCGGGAAAAAAAGAAACAAAGACGACGUCAUGCUUCGGUGGAUUUUUGGUGGUCGGGAAGCUCAAAGCUCCGUGGAGAAAGGCGCCGUGUUGUGCAUCGGAGAGGAACAGCCCAAAAACUGCUUCACUGAGCUGCAGGUGCUGAGAGGACAUUUUGACAUUGUUCGAUUUCUGGUGCAGAUUGAUGACUUCAGAUGUGCGUCCGCAGGCGAUGAUGGCCUGGUGCUGGUCUGGAACGUUGAGACGGGCGAGAGGCUUCGGGAGCUGAGGGGUCACUCCCAGCAGAUCACGGCCAUGACCGUGUUCCACUGCAGCGACGAGCUCACGGCGCACGCCCGCCUCAUCACCGCCUCCUCGGACCGCAGUGUCAGCUUGUGGGACCCCGACACAGGGAACCGAGUCCAGACCGUUUUGGAUCUCCAGUCUUCUGUUAAGUGUUUGCUGGUGUUGGAGCAUCUCAGCAUGUGGAUCUCCGGCGGUGAGGAGCUGUGCGUGUGGAGCAAAGACUUCCAGCUGCAGUGUCACAAAGACCAGCACAGCGACACAGGUGGGCGCCACCUUCAGGUUGCGCAGACACAUUUAAAAAAAAAUCCUUUUUUGUGUCCUUUUGCAGGAAUCACCACUCUGAUCGAGCUUCCCAAGAAGUGUGUGGCCGCCGCCAUGGACAAGACCAUCGUCAUCUACAAGCUCACAGUGUGUGAUGAUUCUCUGUCUGUGGUGGAGGUCCGCUACCUGGUAGACCACCAGGACCAGAUUCGCGCUCUGAUCAACGUCAGCGACGGGCUCUUCGCCAGCGGCUCCCACGCAGGCGAGCUGAUGGUUUGGGACGCGGUGGACUGGAGCGUCCUGGCCUACGAGCACAUCCUGUGGGAGGAGCCGCAGACGAGCGCGCACGCCCAGAUCCAACUAGGCGGACCCAAGCCCAGCGAGAUGUCCGUUCAGCACCUGGCGUCCAAUGGAAACCUCAUCCUGGCGGCGGUGGGAAGCGGCCUGUACGUGUUCAGCGUCCUGACUAAGACGGUGGUGGCGUACAGGAAGUGCGCCCAUGACUCCAACGUGCUGCACACCAUGCUGCUGUCUGACAGCGAGCUCAUGUCGUGCUCUGAGGACGGCAGCGUCAGGAUGUGGGAGAUCCAAGACCUGCCUCUAGUUGGAGAACCUGCGUCUCCAGGCUUCUUCGGGAUGUGGAACUUUGGCAGGUCCAGCAAGCAGACGUGUCCUCCAUCCAGUAAGACCGCCGACCUUCCCAACAUCAGAACCUUGGAGCUUACAGGCGACCUGAUUGGUCACUCGGGCGCAGUCCAGAUGUUCAUGGCCUUCAAGGAGAGCCUGGUGACGUGUUCCGCCGACCAUCAGCUGAUCCUGUGGAAGAAUGGCGAGAAGCAGUCGCGCCUCCGCAGCCUGGCACUUUUCCAGAAACUGGAGGAGAACGGAGGACUGUGACUUUGGAAGCGUGCGUGCGUGUGUGUGUGUGUGUGUGUGGGGG
Molecule: messenger RNA, 1706 nt
Organism: Dunckerocampus dactyliophorus (ringed pipefish)
Lineage: Eukaryota; Metazoa; Chordata; Actinopteri; Syngnathiformes; Syngnathidae
Gene: wdr41
Product: WD repeat domain 41
Exons: 13
Coding region: 251-1663 (470 amino acids)
Biological process (GO): regulation of autophagy
Cellular component (GO): lysosomal membrane
Molecular function (GO): protein binding
Source: RefSeq, a predicted model, not a curated record